UGGAGCAAACAUAAAAAUUCUAUGAAACAUCUGGCAGUAACAAAUUUCAGAAAUUGGUUCCACCUGAUCAUCGAAUGCAACUGGCGAUUUAUAAUACUAAUUUUCAUCGCCGGCUUUCUUGGCUCAUGGACGUUCUUCGGCACUUUAUACUACCUCUUUACUGUUGUCGGCUAUCAGACCGUAUGUUUUAGAGCAUGGGUAGACCAGAAGAAAUAUCUAUCCAUAAUUUUUUCAGUCAGAUCGACGUUGCAUAGAAAAUAUUUGACGCAUUCGAUAAUGUUUCUUUUUCAGCAUGGAAUCUCAGCACACUAUUGGUUAUGGGUUCCGGCACAGUUUGAAUUCAGGUAUAUGACAGAUAACUGUGCUCCUGCCUAUGUGAUUCUCUCAAUACAACUGGUUGUUGGAAUUUUCCUACAGACAAUGCUAACCGGUAUUGUGUUGGCUAAAGUGCUUCGACCAAAAAAGAGGAAACAGGAGAUGAGGUUCUCUCGCAUGGCGGUAAUCGGGCCGUUAGAUGAACAUGAUCGAAGACCUGCACUCAUGAUUCGCUUGGCAGAUAUCCAAGAAAAAUUAUUUCUAGCAGAAUCACAUGUGCGGUUGUACAUGGCUAGUAGUAGAAUCAAUAAUCGUGGUGAUAGAGAAUUAAUUGGAGUGAAAGAUAUGAAUGUCGGAUAUGACAGUGGUUGGGACCGAGUGCUACUCCUGUGGCCAAUAAUUGUACGACACGUAAUCGAUGAGUCCAGUCCAUUAUACGGAAUUACUAGAGAAUCUCUACUUGUAAGUCAUUUUAUGUCCGUUUGCUUGUAA
Strongylus vulgaris is the source of this 807-nucleotide messenger RNA. NCBI's taxonomy places the organism in Eukaryota, Metazoa, Nematoda, Chromadorea, Rhabditida, Strongylidae. The record is from the annotation of a GenBank genome assembly.